CCAUAUUGACAGAGCUGGGUACGGGGAGGAGGACCUAGGAAGCCGGGUGGGCGACAGAGUCAACGCCGAACGACAGUCGUGGUGGCGUCAGUGGUGAGCACAAGCCGAGGGGAACUCUCCGUGAGGCAGCAUAGAGUUUUCUUGUCUAUGGGGAGCAGCUGCCUGCGGAGACGGUCCUCCGCUCACAGCCUCUGAGGGGACCCUGAAUCUAGGGCAGCGGUCGCUGAAGGAGGUGCUAGGGGUUUCGCUGGUGGUGGCGGCGGCUGGCAAGCUCAAACGACGGGAUGCGCGGUUGCGCCAGCGGUUGGCAGCUCCUGCUCAAGUGCUCCUGAAGGGACGAUGCUACCGUUCGCUCCUCAGGACGAGCUUUUGAACCAAGAAAUGGAGGUUUUCGGAGGCGGCGCGACCAGCGGCAAGGUGAAUGGUCUUCAAAUGGUUGAUGAGCCAAUGGAAGAGGAAGAAGUAGAUUCUUGCCAAGAUGAAGGAGUUGUUAAAGAAAUCCCUAUUACUCAUCAUGUUAAGGAAGGAUAUGAGAAGGCAGAUCCUGCACAGUUCGAGUUGCUCAAGGUGCUUGGUCAGGGAUCCUUUGGAAAGGUUUUUCUUGUUCGAAAGAAGACUGGUCCUGAUGCUGGGCAGCUCUAUGCAAUGAAAGUGUUAAAAAAAGCUUCUUUAAAAGUUCGAGACAGAGUUCGGACAAAAAUGGAAAGGGAUAUACUGGUGGAAGUAAAUCAUCCAUUUAUUGUUAAAUUACACUAUGCCUUUCAGACUGAAGGGAAGCUGUAUUUAAUACUGGAUUUUCUCAGGGGAGGAGAUGUCUUCACAAGAUUAUCCAAAGAGCAUAUGAGAGUUUCAGUUGCUCCACAUCAUUGCCAUCAUUGCUCCACAUCAUUGCCAACCCUUGAUAUGGUACUGUUUACAGAGGAAGAUGUGAAAUUCUACCUUGCAGAACUGGCCCUUGCUUUGGAUCAUCUGCACCAAUUAGGAAUUGUAUAUAGAGACCUGAAGCCAGAAAACAUUCUGCUUGAUGAAAUAGGACAUAUCAAAUUAACAGAUUUUGGUCUCAGCAAGGAAUCAGUUGAUCAAGAAAAGAAGGCUUACUCAUUUUGUGGUACAGUGGAGUAUAUGGCUCCUGAAGUAGUAAAUAGGAGAGGCCAUUCCCAGAGUGCUGAUUGGUGGUCAUAUGGUGUACUUAUGUUUGAAAUGCUUACUGGUACUCUGCCAUUCCAAGGUAAAGACCGAAAUGAGACCAUGAAUAUGAUAUUAAAAGCAAAACUUGGGAUGCCUCAAUUUCUUAGUGCUGAGGCACAAAGUCUCCUAAGGAUGUUGUUUAAAAGGAAUCCAGCAAAUAGAUUGGGUUCAGAAGGAGUUGAGGAAAUCAAAAGACAUCUUUUUUUUGCAAAUGUUGACUGGAAUAGAUUAUAUAGAAGAGAAGUUCAACCUCCUUUCAAACCUGCUUCUGGAAAACCAGAUGAUACUUUUUGUUUUGAUCCUGAGUUUACUGCAAAAACACCUAAAGAUUCUCCUGGUUUGCCAGCUAGUGCUAACGCUCAUCAACUCUUCAAAGGAUUCAGCUUUGUUGCAACGUCUAUUGCAGAAGAAUAUAAAAUCACUCCUGUCACAAGUGCAAAUGUGUUACCAAUUGUUCAGAUAAAUGGAAAUGCUGCACAAUUUGCUGAAGUAUAUGAAUUAAAAGAGGAUAUUGGUGUUGGCUCCUAUUCUGUUUGCAAGCGAUGCAUACAUACAGCUACCAACAUGGAAUUUGCAGUGAAGAUCAUUGACAAAAGUAAGAGAGACCCCUCAGAAGAAAUUGAAAUUUUGAUGCGCUAUGGACAACACCCCAACAUUAUUACUUUAAAGGAUGUUUAUGAUGAUGGUAGAUAUGUUUACGUUGUUACGGAUUUGAUGAAAGGAGGAGAACUACUUGACCGUAUUCUCAAAAAAAAAUGGUUCUCAGAACAAGAAGCUAGUGAUGUAUUGAUUGUAAUAACUAAGACAAUUGACUAUCUUCAUUGUCAAGGAGUUGUUCAUCGUGAUCUUAAACCUAGUAAUAUCUUAUAUAUGGAUGAAUCAGCCAAUGCAGACUCCAUUAGAAUCUGUGAUUUUGGGUUUGCAAAACAACUUCGAGGAGAAAAUGGACUUCUCUUAACUCCAUGCUACACUGCAAACUUUGUAGCACCUGAGGUUCUCAUGCAACAGGGCUAUGAUGCUGCUUGUGAUAUUUGGAGCCUGGGUGUCAUUUUUUAUACAAUGCUGGCUGGCUACACUCCAUUUGCUAAUGGCCCCAAUGAUACUCCUGAAGAAAUACUGCUACAUAUAGGCAAUGGCAAGUUCUCUUUGAGUGGUGGAAAUUGGGACAAUAUUUCAGAUGGAGCAAAGGAUUUGCUGUCCCAUAUGCUACAUAUGGACCCACAUCAGCGUUACACUACAGAACAAGUAUUAAAACACUCAUGGAUAACCCACAGAGACCAGUUGCUGAAUGAUCAGCCAAAUAGAAAUGAUAUGUCACAUGUCAUUAAGGGAGCAGUAGUCACCACAUAUUCUGCCCUGACUCAUAAGACCUUUCAACCAGUCCUUGAGCCUGUUGCUGCUUCAAAUUUAGCUCAGCGACGGAGCAUGAAAAAACGUACAUCAACUGGCCUGUAAGAUUUCUAGUGUUUCUCAGCCAUACUGGAUGAAGAAAAAUUAAAUGUGUGGCUUUUUGCCUAAUCUUAAAUCAAAGGCAUCAUAUUCUGCUAUAUCACUUGAAUAUUCUGUUUAAACCUCCUUUUUUUAGGGAGAUGAGAUUAAAAAAAAAAACCCCACAGGCCAACAGUAUUCAAACAAUGUUGUUUUGCAGUAGUGACUAAGUGUUUAAGUAUAUAAUUGGUGUCUACAAGGUCCUAACAAUUUCUCUGCACACUAACUUGUAAAGUUCCUUUCAAAAAAAAUUCUUAAUAGUUUUUCUGGUCUCAUAAAAUAAUGAUUUAGGGAAUCAUUAUCAAUUAUCAGGAUGCAAAUAUAAUAGUGUAAUGCCAACCAAUGCCAAUAUUUUUGAACAUCAGAUCCUGAAGAACAGACUUUUUAAAAAGGAAAAAGGAACAAAAAAUGUAUUGUAGAAGCUUGUUAUCAUGUACAACCAAGAGGUUACAUUCAUUUGUGCUAAUAUGUGAACUCCUCAUAUGGUUGGUGCCAAAGUUUUUACAGAAGAUUUAAAUCACAAAUUAUGUGUGCAAACAGAUAUAUGUAUUAUCCAUACAUGCCCUCAUCUAGAAAUAAAGGUUUCCACAAGUCCUCUGUAAAUUUUACAUCUAAUUGAAUUGCAGUACAAGUGAGGAAUUUUUUAGCCAAAGGCUUUAUAUUGGUCUUGUAAUCUACUAAAUAGGUUAUAG
Nyctereutes procyonoides (raccoon dog) is the source of this 3368-nucleotide messenger RNA. It is a transcript of the gene RPS6KA6, whose product is annotated as ribosomal protein S6 kinase A6. The coding region runs from base 340 to 2643 and encodes 767 amino acids. The record is from RefSeq and is a predicted model, not a curated record. Gene Ontology annotation, molecular function: magnesium ion binding; ATP binding; ribosomal protein S6 kinase activity. Gene Ontology annotation, biological process: protein phosphorylation. NCBI's taxonomy places the organism in Eukaryota, Metazoa, Chordata, Mammalia, Carnivora, Canidae. The transcript has 23 exons.